This is a messenger RNA of Paramecium pentaurelia, 279 nucleotides long. NCBI's taxonomy places the organism in Eukaryota, Ciliophora, Oligohymenophorea, Peniculida, Parameciidae. The record is from the annotation of a GenBank genome assembly.
AUGGAUUUUUAUUUAAGAUUGUAAUUCUAGCAUUUAUUUCAUAAAGAUUUAUUAUUGAACAUUGAAUAAAUUAUAAAUUGCCUAUCUUAUGUUAGAAAUACUUUUAUUGAAAAAGAAAUUGAAAUACCCAUUAAUUCAAAUCAUUUGCAGUAUUUCAAUAUUUCAUAUUUGAUUUUCAGAAAUUUAUUACCUUAUUAAAAUGAUUUCCAGAUAUUGAAUUAUUAGAGAAGGCUCAAUUUAAUAUUUUUGAUUAUAAUUAUUACCUAAGAUUACAAAUGA